This is a messenger RNA of Stegostoma tigrinum, 147 nucleotides long. Its product is annotated as octapeptide-repeat protein T2-like. Lineage: Eukaryota; Metazoa; Chordata; Chondrichthyes; Orectolobiformes; Stegostomatidae. The record is from RefSeq and is a predicted model, not a curated record. The transcript has 2 exons. The annotation marks the transcript as partial.
AGGGAGGGUGAGAGAGGGAGGGAGGGAGAGAGAGAAAUCGUCAUUACUAGAGAGAGGGAGGGUGAGAGAGAGAGGGAGGGAAGGAGAGAGAGAGUGAAAUCGUCAUUACUAUCAGGAAGAGAGAGAGGGAGGGUGAGAGAGAGAGGG